Messenger RNA from Nelumbo nucifera (sacred lotus), 920 nucleotides. The record is from RefSeq and is a predicted model, not a curated record. NCBI's taxonomy places the organism in Eukaryota, Viridiplantae, Streptophyta, Magnoliopsida, Proteales, Nelumbonaceae.
GGACUCUUGCAUCCAAACUGGCUAAUUAGCAGAUGGGCGCAUGUUAGCAGUAUUCAUGUCAAUUGUCUAUUAUGCGCUGGAUUUCCCAACGGCCCUUUUCUCCUCUGUUCUCCCAAACCUGAACGGCUGAACACCUUUACAAGCUCCCCCGAAGCAAUUAAAUUCUGCCGGAGAUUCCUUUCCGGCCUUUUCCGAAGGUCAAGGAAUAUAAAAGUCCCCAUUUUCUCCAUUCGAAGCAAUCUCUGCUUCGUUGUUUAAAUAGAAAACCCUUCUUAAUUCCACCUUUUUCGAGACUGUUCCUGUCCAAGGUAAGGCUAGAUCUCAUCUGAUUCUUUAAUUUCUAAGGUUUUCUUAUCCUGGGAUCGUUAUAAACUGCUUACCGGGAGUGGGUUCAUCGUUAAUCUUGGCGGUACAUCAGGGGAGUUUCUUCAAUCUUUGAUAAGAAGGGGUUUCUUGUCCGGUGGGUUUUGUUAGAAAACCGGUAUAAUUUCAUUAGUUGGAUGCUGAGGAGAGUUGGUGGUGGAAUAUAGAGUUUGGAUUUGAUGGAUGUGGAUGGCUCUGGUGGAGAAGCUCAAUCUAUCACGGCUCUUUCCAGGCGACAGAAAGCAUUAUAUCAGUUUACCCAACAAAGUCUUCCAGCCUGUAAACCUGUAUUGACACCAUCAUGGGUAAUCACUACAUUUUUGCUAAUGGGUAUCAUUUUUAUCCCUGUUGGUUUCAUCGCCAUUCAUGCUUCACGGAGUGUUAUUGAAAUUGUGGAGCGAUAUGAUACUGAAUGUGUUCCAGAGGAAUUUAGAGACAAUAAGGUGGCAUAUAUCAAAGAUGAAUCAAUUUCCAAAAACUGUACUAGAUACUUCAGGCCUUUAAGGGCAUAUUCUAGAAGGAAAAGCCCAACCACUUUUGCUGAUUUGGCAGGAUGA